AUGUGGAGCUUGGGGCAUGUGGGGCUGCGGUGGGGGCAUGUGGAGCUUGGGGCAUGUGGGACUGCGGUGGGGGCAUGUGGAGCUUGGGGCAUGUGGGACUGCGGUGGGGGCAUGUGGAGCUUGGGGCAUGUGGGACUGCGGUGGGGGCAUGUGGAGCUUGGGGCAUGUGGGGCUGCGGUGGGGGCAUGUGGAGCUUGGGGCAUGUGGGACUGCGGUGGGGGCAUGUGGAGCUUGGGGCAUGUGGGACUGCGGUGGGGGCAUGUGGAGCUUGGGGCAUGUGGGACUGCGGUGGGGGCAUGUGGAGCUUGGGGCAUGUGGGACUGCGGUGGGGGCAUGUGGAGCUUGGGGCAUGUGGGGCUGCGGUGGGGGCAUGUGGAGCUUGGGGCAUGUGGGACUGCGGUGGGGGCAUGUGGAGCUUGGGGCAUGUGGGACUGCGGUGGGGGCAUGUGGAGCUUGGGGCAUGUGGGGCUGCGGUGGGGGCAUGUGGAGCUUGGGGCAUGUGGGGCUGCGGUGGGGGCAUGUGGAGCUUGGGGCAUGUGGGGCUGCGGUGGGGGCAUGUGGAGCUUGGGGCAUGUGGGACUGCGGUGGGGGCAUGUGGAGCUUGGGGCAUGUGGGACUGCGGUGGGGGCAUGUGGAGCUUGGGGCAUGUGGGACUGCGGUGGGGGCAUGUGGAGCUUGGGGCAUGUGGGGCUGCGGCAGCUGGCGUCAGUGGCGCCGCUGCGGGAUCUACACCAUGUGAAGAGAGUGCGGAGGACAGGGGAAGGCCGGGCCGUCUCGCUGCACGUUGUGCUGACACCUGGCAGCGAUCCAUUGGCUCUUCCUGAGCCUCUGCUACAGCUGGUGACUCAGCACGGGCUGGAGCCUGUUGUAACUCAGGUGCCGGCCCACGCCCCUCGCACAAAGGAGCGGUGGCAGGAGCAACAGUCAGUCUGGCCCACAUCCUUCCACCCACCGCUGCCUGGCAGUGGCGCUGCUGCUCCCCCCUCCACAGUCACACCGGCUGCAGCCACAUACAUCCAACAGUGCUUCCGAGCGAUUGUAGAGAAGGCCGUGAAGGCUUGUGAGGGAAGAGCGGGCAGCGAUGCUCGUGAGCGAGUGACUAUAUAUAAAGGGAAGGAGGGAGGCAGAGAAUUGAAUGGCCAAGGGGAUGACUGUGGAGAGAGGAGAGAGAGGGCGGAGAGGGUGGAGGUGGGGGAAAGAGAGGAGAAGCUAGGGGAGGCUGUGGAUAUGAGGCACCAGGAGGAGGGACCUGGGGGACGUUGGGAGGAGGGACACGGGAAGCUGCAUCAGUGCGGUUCAUGUGGCCACACUGAACCGUUGAGUGCGGAGAAUGGGGAAAGAGAGGAGAAGCUAGGGGAGGCUGUGGAUAUGAGGCACCAGGAGGAGGGACUUGGGGGACGUUGGGAGGAGGGGUGGCACCAGUGCGGUUCGUUCACCCCGUUCUCUCUUCCACUUCCCCCCGUUCUCUCUUCCACUUCCCCUCAAUCCUCUCCCUCUCACCCCGUUGGGUUCAAUAUGGCUGUCAUCGCCGACCCUAGCAACGGGCAAAUUCUCGCCUCUGCUCAAAACCCCGCUGCGCCCGCUUCUCGGCGAAGGAGGUUGGGGCAUCCCUUGGGGCAUGCGGUGAUGGUUGCGAUUGCUGCUGCUGCUGCCUGGGACCGAGCACUGUUCCCCAGUGAGGCGGCACAGGACAAAACACUGUUCAUGGAUGGCGGUGGGGAGGAGUCAAGGGGUGCAGCUUUAUCAGAAAGGGGUGGUUCUGAGGCUGCACAGGGGGAGGAGAAAGAGGAGAGAGAAGGGGAGCAGGGGGAAGGGGAGCAGCGAAAGAUCGAGCUGGAUGGGGAAGGGGAAGAGGUGAGGGAAGCGGGCAUGGAGGCGAAGAGAGAUGGCAAGUGGCCUCCUUUGAAAAGGCGAAAGGGCAAUGAUGUUCAGGGACUAGGUGACCCAGCACGGUCUGCUGUCUCUCCAAAUGCACCGCCAUGCUCUGCUGUCCGCCCAUACCUCUGCACGGGCUUCGAUGCCUUCCUGCUGCAUGAGCCCUGCAUCAUGUGUGCAAUGGCAUUGGUGCAUCAGCGUGUGCGUCGAGUCUUCUAUGCCAUUCCCAGUGCGGAAGGAGGAGCGCUGGGCAGCUGCUGGAAGCUGCAUGGGGUCAAGUCUCUUAACCACCACUAUGAGGUGUUUAGGGUUGACCUCAGUCAACUCUUCAGUCAACUACCACAGUGA
Molecule: messenger RNA, 2223 nt
Organism: Closterium sp. NIES-65
Lineage: Eukaryota; Viridiplantae; Streptophyta; Zygnematophyceae; Desmidiales; Closteriaceae
Source: the annotation of a GenBank genome assembly